Molecule: messenger RNA, 245 nt
Organism: Entrophospora candida
Lineage: Eukaryota; Fungi; Glomeromycota; Glomeromycetes; Entrophosporales; Entrophosporaceae
Source: the annotation of a GenBank genome assembly
AAGUAAGUGAAGAAGAGGAAUUUGAAUUUAAGCAAGAAUUAAACAAAACAAUUAGAUCAUUAAGAGGCACAUUAGUUGCAAAAAUCAAAGAGAAUAUUUUGUCACUUUUAAAGAAAGAUAAAUAUGAAAGUGACACUAAUGAAGAUCAAGAUUCUCAAGAAGACAAAUCUCAAAAUAAUGUUAUUGAUCAGAAUAAUGAUGGUGAUCAAAAUAAUGUUAUUGAUCAGAAUAAUGAAGAUGAUUAA